GUUUAGCUAAAAUUAUGAUGUGAGCCAUAUCAAGCAUUUUCAUUUCGUUGUUUGAUGGUAAAAAUGAGAGGAAUAGAUACAUUUGGACUCACCUUCCUGUUGGUGAUCACCCAGCACGUAUGCUGCACAGAAGACGAGCGGACAAGGGGCGCUGCAACCCCUGAGACGGAUCUUGGGCUUGGGGACGUUGGGAUGAGGCCGCCGGUCAUCUUCCCAUCCUCAAGCCAGGGCGCGACCACGGACAGUCACGUAGCCGCCGCCACAAUCACACGGACACCAUCAAACUCUUCUAUUCGACCAAUUACGAGUGAAACUGCAGUCACAACUAACGACACGCCCAAGAGCACUACGACGAGCAGCACCAAGAAGACCACCAGAACAACGACAACAACGCCAGAAACUACAACUGGUUUGACCACUACUGCUUCAACAACAUCGAGUCUAAAAACCACGAGUACAUCCGACCCUACAACACGGGCAACCCAACGAUUUACCGACACACCAGUUGCAUUUGUAAGUCAUCAGUUGACCACUAAUGUCGCUUCAAAACAACCAAAUAGAACAGAGUCAGUCCAAGACGCUUCCGUGGCAAUGCUAAAAUAUACUACACUGAAUGAGUCAGAAACGACAACGGCAACCCAUACCAGCCCUAGUGAAAUAAAGGAGGUGAAUCAGACGCAAUCUGCUUCUUCCGGGGUUACACAAUCUAGUGGUGAUUUAGAAGCUACAGAACCUGUCUUCAAUACAAAUAGUUCCAUUCAAUAUGAAAAAAAUAACAAUAAUACGAGCAACAUGACAGAUUUAAACGAAUCUUUCCCCGUAGAAGACUUUACAACAUACGACACUUUUUGGCCGAUCGCGAUGGCGUUAACUAUAGGGAUUCCCGCCAUCGCGGUGUUCGGGGUGACGAUCGCGGUCCUCUACCGGAAUCGGCUUGGCAAACCCCGUGGCCUCCUCGCCGCGUUCGACGACGAAUACAACAGGAAGUUGUGAGGCGGGCGACAGGGUGUACAAACACGAACGCAUAACAUGUGACAACUGUGAUAAAAGAAUUGACCGUUAAAUAUUGUUGAAUCUCUUUUGAUACACGAGUACAAAAGGAGGCAUGGCAAUUCGCUUUUAGGGAAUAGGGAAAUUGUUUAGGUCAAAGAAACACGUUCUGCGUGUGAAUCAUUUAAAAGGGACCCUUAAUUAUGGUCUUUAGCAAAGCCAUGAUAUUUUUGAUGGAUUGAUAACAUCGCCAUUUAUUUUGUUAAAUAAAAAAUAACAUUGAAAGUUCUGAAAUCUUCAUAUGAACUAGAGCUGAUUUCAUAUUGGUAAGUUAUUCGACAAUAUACCUUUGACCGCAGGAACUAAAUAUUCUGACAUUUACAGGCACUUUAAAUUCUUCAUGUUUUUCUAGUCAUUUGCAGUACCCAGUGCUUCUGCUUCCAACUGGCACGAAAUUUAUUAGUUCAUUGCAUGUCUGCAUCAAUGGUUUCAAACGAGUGUUCCUCUUGCACUGAUUAUUGAGUAGUUCCUUUCAAUCCAUGCAAAACUCUAGUUGCCGUGGUAACGAAAAGGUAAC
Mya arenaria is the source of this 1567-nucleotide messenger RNA. RefSeq lists its product as uncharacterized. Bases 55 to 993 code for a protein of 312 amino acids. Lineage: Eukaryota; Metazoa; Mollusca; Bivalvia; Myida; Myidae. The record is from RefSeq and is a predicted model, not a curated record. The transcript has 2 exons.